Molecule: messenger RNA, 2553 nt
Organism: Serinus canaria (Common canary)
Lineage: Eukaryota; Metazoa; Chordata; Aves; Passeriformes; Fringillidae
Gene: AZIN2
Product: antizyme inhibitor 2
Exons: 11
Coding region: 674-2050 (458 amino acids)
Cellular component (GO): cytoplasm
Molecular function (GO): catalytic activity
Source: RefSeq, a predicted model, not a curated record
ACCAGCCAGGAUCUCACAGCAGACAAGCGCUUCCUCUGCCCUGGUUGCCAGCAGAGUCUGUGGCAAAGCCAAGACCACAGUGUUGAAUACAGAAACCCAGGAUAAGUUGGUCCUUCGCACUCCCCCCUCAGUGGGGACAGCCACCCCUCCACAGACAGAACAUUGGCUCCUCAGCAGCACCAGUGAGAGACCUGCACAUUGAAGAAGAGUUAAAGAGUCCCUGCUGAGCCCAUCCUGUUUGUGGGACUGAGCAGCGGCACCGUGUCCAAGAUCCAGAUCCCACAAAUCACACAGAGCAUCUGCACUGAUGGCAGAGCUGGAUCUGCCCCUGGGGCACCCACCAGAACCAGCAGCAGCUCUGCAAGGGCAGGAUCAGCCCCUGACAUCUUCCCAACUCCCUCCCCCUCUGCGGAGUCCCGGCCAAACACCGCUCAGCCUUUCAUCUGCAGGAAGCCUGCUUUCCCUGGCAGCAGCAUUUCCCAGAGAGCCCGGACCCCCAGGCACAGCUACACCUCAGGCUGCUGCAGGAGCUCGGUGUUCCUUGGGGAACCCCCUUGACAGCACACCAGGACACCUGGGAGGGACAACUGGACCGUGGGUGUCUCAUCCUUAGAAUCCAUCCCCUACUCCAGGAGGCUUUAAAGGAACAUCCCCACUGCCAGAACACCACACCAUGAACGGGUACUUGAACGAAUCCAAUUUCCUGAUGGUGGAGGAGGGCUUCACCACCAGAGACCUCCUGGAGAACCUCCUGGGGGAGCUGUGCCAAGAGAGCCACCAGCAGGCCUUCUUCGUGGCAGACCUCGGGGACAUUGUGAAGAAGCACCUGUGUUUCCUGAAGGCCCUGCCCAGGGUGAAGCCCUAUUUCCCAGUGAAAUGCAACGGCAGCGAGGGGGUGAUCCGGCUGCUGGCAGAGCUGGGGGCAGGGUUUGCCUGUGCCAACAAGGCAGAGAUCACCCAGGUCCAAGGCAUUGGGGUGCCACCAGACAGGAUCUUCUACAGCAGCCCCUGCAAACAGGUCGCCCACCUCAGGUAUGCAGCCACCCACGGGGUCAGGCUGAUGGCCUUUGACAACGAGGUGGAGCUGAACAAGGUGGCCAGGAGCCACCCCCGUGCCAGGAUGUUGUUGGGAAUCACUGCUGACUCCAUCCCUGCUGCCCACCCGAGCAUGAGCUUUGGGACCACGCUGAAAUCCUGCCAGGACCUGCUGCAGGCAGCGAAGGACCAGGCUGUGGAGGUGGCUGGCAUCAGCUUCCACCUCGGGAGCCGUGGGCUGGAGCCCCAGGCCUGGGCCCAGGCUGUGGCCACAGCACAGCUGGUGUUUGACAUGGGCACGGAGCUGGGACACCACAUGAACCUCCUGGACAUUGGUGGGGGCUUCCCUGCCACUGAGGACACCAGAGCUCCACUGGAAGAGAUCGCUGCUGGGAUAAACUCUGCCUUGGAUUUGUACUUCCCUGAGGGCAGUGGGGUGGACAUUAUUGCCAGGCCUGGGCGUUACUAUGUCACCUCUGCCUUCACCUUGGCUGUCUGCAUCACUGCCUUGGAGGAGAUCCCUGUGGAGCAGCCUGGCUCUGAUGAGGAAGAGGGUGGCAGCAAGAAGAGCCUGGUCUAUCACCUCAGUGAUGGCAUCUACGGUGCCUUCAGCUGCCUCCUGUUCGACAGCCCCUGCCCCAGGCCUCGGCUGCACAAGAGGCCGUGCCCAGAGCAGCCCUGGCACAGCAGCAGCCUGCGGGGCCCGCCGGGGCACGGCGAGGAUCGCAUCGCCGACGGGCUGGAGCUGCCCCAGCUGCACGUGGGGGACUGGCUGCUCUUUGGGGACAUGGGGGCCUACACCAUGCCAGCAUCAGCCCUGCUCACAGCUGGUGACCAGGCACGGGUCACCUACGCCAUGUCCCGCAUGGCCUGGAAAGCCAUCCAGCUCUUCCAGGGAAAGCCACCUCAGACAGAAGAUGAGCGUGAGAGCCUCUGCACUCCCCUGUCCUGUGGCUGGGAGAUGGCAGAGACACUUUGUGUCACCCCUGUCUUCGCUCCAGCUGGCAUCAUCUGAGCAGCUCUGGGGAAGGAGCCACGGUGGGAAAGGUCCUGUGGUGGUACUGGCAGGGGAAAUGUCCCAUCAUGGUGUUGGGGUGGGAAAUGUCCCAUCAUGGUGUUGGGGUGGGAAAAAUCCCAUGGCAGCACCAGGGGAAAUGUCCCAUCAUGGUAUUGGGGUGGGAAAUGUCCCAUCAUGGUAUUGGGGUGGGAAAUGUCCCUUGGCAGCACCUGGGGAAAUGUCCCAUCAUGGUGUUGGGGUGGGAAAUGUCCCAUGGCAGCACCAGGGGAUUUGUCCCACAGUGGUGCUGGAGGGAUAAAAAUUCUCCAGUGGGAAAAGUGGGAUUUUUACAUCCUAAAAAUGGGAAAAGUCCCUGGCAGUACCAGAAGGGAGAGGUCCUGUGGUGGUACCAGAGGAUGAAAGGAUCCCAUGGCAGUGCCAGGGAGGGGGAAGAUGCCAUCCUGCCUCUGGCAUCAGCCCACUCUGCUCUCAUGGACUUGGAAUUAAAUCCUGUCCCAUAA